Morchella sextelata is the source of this 1101-nucleotide messenger RNA. RefSeq lists its product as uncharacterized. The record is from RefSeq and is a predicted model, not a curated record. The coding region runs from base 1 to 1101 and encodes 366 amino acids. The transcript has 3 exons. Lineage: Eukaryota; Fungi; Ascomycota; Pezizomycetes; Pezizales; Morchellaceae.
AUGAGAUCUUCAUACGUUCAGAAAAUUUUCUCUGCUGUGUCUUCUACCUUUGCCCCUUGGGUCAAUCUUGGUAAAGAUAUGCUCAGCGCUCGUGUUAGCCCUUGGGUUGAUGCGGGUAAAGACAAACUCACCAUUGCCAUGACAGUUCCGUCUGUUAAUGACACUUGCACUUCGUGCAAUAUCCCUCUCGUCUCCUACUGCUGUGAAGCAGAAGGAGUGAAGAGGGCCGACAUUACUACUAACUGUGCACAGGAAGCUCCAUUUUUUGAAUUCGUCAACAUCCCACAGAUUAAUGUUAUCGCCAACUAUGCCCACCUGUUCGUGGGCAUCGACAUCGACUCUAUCCGCCUUGCUCUGCUCCACCAGAUCGUUGCUCCUUGCCCCCACAGAGAGAGAGACCCUGAGGUGACUACCUGGAAAAGAUUGGCACCACCCCAGCACCGGCCCAAGGAACUGGCCAAAGGAAACCUCAGAACAACAGUUAUGAUUGCUGGCCUCGGUAUUGGUGGUUGGUACGAAUCGGCGGAUACAUUUCCAGGCGGAUACCGUGGAUUUCUGGACCCCAAACCUUAUGAGCCCCGGCAGGUACGACGUCGCCUCUACAGACGCAGGACUUUCCUCAAGGUGAUUACCGGCAAGGAGACUCCUGUCGAGGUUAUGAAGCGACUCCACCACGAGAAGAGCCAUGACUUUAGGUACAAAUAUAUCGACACGCAGAUCAACUACAAAUCCUGUGCCAAAACAGGAACACCACACGUGCCACUCGCCGAAACUGUUGGACAACUCAAUCGCGUUGAAACUCCAAAGUGGUACCGGAUGAAGAAACUCAGCUUCCUGCACCCCGGAAUGUGGCACCACGGAAUCAGAAUCCGCCCUCAGCGCAACGGAAAGGUCGACCGAGUAACCGGAAGCAUAGAGUACACCGAUGCGUUCCACGCGGAAGGCGUAAACACACAGUACCCUCGCUCUCUCAACUACGGCAAGGACCACCCAAGUGCACCCACCGCAAUAGAAAUGUGGGAGGCGACACCCGCCCGGAAAGGCACGCCACUUGCUCAUCCAAGCAAGAGGCCAGACCACGGCCAUCAUAGAUACUGUUAA